Paramormyrops kingsleyae is the source of this 2222-nucleotide messenger RNA. The record is from RefSeq and is a predicted model, not a curated record. Lineage: Eukaryota; Metazoa; Chordata; Actinopteri; Osteoglossiformes; Mormyridae.
UCGUCACGGGAGGCUGUUCUUCAGCCAGGAUGAGCUGUAGAGACAGCAGAGAGGCUUUCGGGCAGUUUCACGCUCGACUAGGAGCCUCCACUGUCAUCUACAUUUGAACCCAGACCCAGACCCAGACCCACACUCCAACACAGACAGGGAAAAGGACUUUCUUCCAUCAAAGCGUCUCUAUGGAUUAUAAGCACGGAUUUCUGUUUCGGGACACUCUCUCAUGGAACAGAGCACCCCACAAAUCAUAAUGAUUAAUUAAUAAAGAAAGGAAAUGAAGAGAAGGACAGCACACCCUGUAGGUUACAACGCCCAGUCGCUGGAGCAGGUCCAGGGAGGACCGCCCAUCUAACCCUCCAGUCUCUGAUUGCCCAAGGACCACCCGCCUGAUCAACGUCAAGCCCCCACGCCAACAUGGUUCCGCCCCCACCCUCUAAUAAGCCUCACGUGUGCCUGUCCACUAUCCUUAUCAUGGGCAGCAUGGCACUGAUGGAUGCCUACCUGGUGGAGCAGAACCAAGGACCACGCAAGAUCGGUGUAUGCAUCAUGGUGACAGUGGGCGACAUCUGCUUCCUCAUCGUCCUGCGCUAUGUGGCGGUGUGGGUGGGUGCCGAGGUACGCACAGCCAAGCGUGGCUAUGCCAUGAUCCUCUGGUUCCUCUAUAUCUUUGUGUUGGAGAUCAAGGUCUACUUCAUCUACCAGAACUAUAAGGCUGAUCGCAAGAGCCUGGACACCAUCGCCCGCAAAGCCCUCACUCUCCUGCUGUCCGUCUCGGUGCCAGUGCUCUACAUCAUCCUGGUGGGCAUCGACCACAUGGAAUACGUUCGUGCUUUCAAGAAAAAGGAGGAGAUCCGCAACCGGCUAUUCUGGGUGGUGGUGGACCUCCUGGACAUUCUGGACAUUCAGGCUAACCUUUGGGAGCCACAGAAGAAAGGACUCCCAUUGUGGACUGAGGGACUGAUGUUCUUCUACUGCUACAUCCUGCUGCUGAUCCUGCCCUGCGUGUCCCUGAGUGAGAUCAGCAUGCAGGGCAUCAACAUCGUUCCCCACAAGAUGAUGUUGUACCCCAUCCUCAGCCUGGUCACCAUCAACAUCAUCACCCUCUUAAUAAGAGGUGGCAACUUGAUCUUCUACAAGGACAUGAGGGUUUCUGGAAUUCUGAUGGGAAAGAACCUUAUAGCUAUUGUCUUAAAGACUUGCAGUUUUGUGCAAUACAAGUCCCAUAUGCAAAACGUGCCCUCUGCUCUUGGCGUAGAACUCCAGAAGAACACCACUCCCCAUUCGCAGCCAAUGCCCGCCCCACCGCAGGUGCUUAUUCAGGACCUGACAUCCCUGCCUGAGGUGACUGUGUGUGAUCACACAUGACACAUAAUACAUAGUGACAGACAGAAUGGCCUCCCAGACUGCAAAUCUUCGCAGAUCAAGGCUAUUCACCGAAGGUGAAGAAGACUAUGUAUUUUUUUUUUUUUUAGAAAAUCAAACAGGUAUAAAAAAUGUCUAUUUUUAUAUAUUGUGUAAAUUUUAACUAACAAUACAUGUGGUUCAUGACGUUAGGCACAAAAAAAGAAUGAGGUUAAAUGUAGUGAGUUAGCUUUUCCUGAUUGUUUUGUGUCAUUAAAAUUCAGGGUAAUUAUUAUUACAAAUGAAAGAGUUCAGUUCAUUAAAAUGCAGUGAGUUAAUUGUUUCUAAAUGGCAUGCUGUAUUUUAUAUAUAAUUCUUUCACACACACAAACACACACACAUAUAUAUAUAUAUUUCUCCAAUUUUUUGUGCAUACCAAAAAUUAUAGAGAGAUUCUUUUUUUGACAGUUUUACAAUCCAGGCAACUUGGAAUUCCAAACACAGUUUUUAUAUCAUACUGUAGCAAAACAGCAGCAGAAGACUGAUUUGUUCUGAUUGAAUGUCAGUCCAGAAGCUGCAUAAUUAUUAAUGUAGACCAUCUAUGAGCCAAUUUGUCUCAAGUACUCACUUUUGACAGCACAUCCACUUUUGUUUAUUUGUAAGUUUAUUAAUCUGGGAAAAAAAAGCAGAACCUUUCAUGGUUUUUGCAAUGAUCACACUUCGUCAUUAUGAAUUCCCAAUUGCACAGACCUGUUGAGUGUAAAAAAUGACAAUGUUGCACCUUAAAUUUAAAUAAAAUGAAUGAUGUAAAUACAGGAGCAGCAACAGACACUGAGGGAUAGCAGCCUGAACUGUUGUAACAUUAAAGGGUCACUUUAAAGCAA